Messenger RNA from Pseudovirgaria hyperparasitica, 921 nucleotides. Its product is annotated as RWD-domain-containing protein. Bases 115 to 825 code for a protein of 236 amino acids. The transcript is spliced from 3 exons. The record is from RefSeq and is a predicted model, not a curated record. Gene Ontology annotation, biological process: cytoplasmic translation. Gene Ontology annotation, molecular function: protein binding. Lineage: Eukaryota; Fungi; Ascomycota; Dothideomycetes; Acrospermales; Acrospermaceae.
UUGGCUGCGGCAGAGCACACGCGAUCGACGGGUGACGCUGGCGACCCCGCUAAAUCUAGCCCCGCGACAAAGCUCAGGUCAACAUCGAGCGCACCCGCUGUACUUCUCAGUAAAAUGGGUAUAGAAGAGCAAAAGGAGGAGAGAGAAGUCCUCGACUCGAUCUUUCCAGAUGAAAUUACAGAUGUGACAGACACCGAAUACCGCGUUUCAAUAGCGCUCGACGUAUCACCAGAUUACUCAAUUGAUGGCGAUGAUGCCGAAGAACUGCCGACGAUACUCCUGCACGUCCGAUAUCCUCCAGACUAUCCAGAUGAAGCCCCCGAAUUGGACAUAUCAGCCCCUUCGAAUGCGCCCAAGCACCCCCUUCUUGACAUUCAAGAGGAUAAGCCUCGGCUACUGGAGUCCCUUCAAACUACAAUAGAAGAGAAUAUAGGAAUGGCUAUGGUCUUUACCCUCGUUAGCACUCUCAAGGACAGCGCUGAGCUCCUAGUCACAGAGCGACAAAAAGCAGAGGAGGCAGAAAAGGAAUUUGAGGCAGCAAAGGCAGAAGAGGAAGAGAACCGAAAAUUUGUCGGCACCGCAGUGACAAAGAAAUCGUUUCUGGAGUGGAGAGAAAGGUUUCGACAAGAGAUGGUCGAGGAGGAGAAACGUAAGCAAGAAGAGAAAGAGAUUGAAGACAAGAAGAGGCGAGUUGCGAAGGAAGAGAAGAAGCUUACCGGCAGGGAACUAUGGGAACGAGGCCUGGCUGGUAAGACAGACGAAGAGGACGAGGAAGAAGGCGCCGAUGGCUUAGAGGGACUGAAGCGAUUAAAAGUGAGCGGAUAAAGCGAGGAACCGAUUUGCCUAUAAAUCAAAAACAUGCAAAUUCAACGCCAUCCGUGGAAUCUUCCGGAUAGGUCCAAUUCUCAAGGUGCCCAGGCG